GGAUAUUGAGUCUUAAUGGGCCUAAAGAAGAGGGUAUGACGGGUUCAGUGGACAUAACUUGACCCGACCGAGCCGACCCGGGUGAGAGGUUAGCCCACCACGCAACGUCCGUCGGGGAAGAUACCACGCGACGGAAACGACGAACACUAAACGCGGAAAACGUCUAUCAAAUCUCUCAGAUCGGUUUCGGAACCACAUAUAACAAUGUCGGCGGUGCUCACAGCCGGCGGAGGCUUAACUGCCGGAGAUCGCAGCAUUAUUACGGCGAUUAACACCGGCGCUUCCAGUCUCUCGUUCGUCGGCUCAGCCUUCAUCGUUCUCUGCUAUUGCCUCUUCAAAGAACUUCGAAAGUUCUCUUUCAAGCUCGUCUUCUACCUUGCUCUCUCUGAUAUGCUUUGCAGCUUCUUCCUAAUCGUUGGAGAUCCUUCGAAGGGGUUCAUUUGUUAUGCACAAGGCUACACUACUCAUUUCUUCUGUGUAGCUUCGUUCUUGUGGACAACCACAAUUGCUUUCACGCUUCAUCGUACUGUGGUCAAGCAUAAAACUGAUGUGGAGGAUUUGGAAGCUAUGUUUCAUUUGUAUGUUUGGGGAACUUCCUUGGUAGUGACUGUCAUACGUUCUUUUGGUAAUAACCAUUCCCAUAUGGGGCCGUGGUGCUGGACACAAACUGGACUUAAAGGAAAGGCUGUUCAUUUCUUAACAUUUUACGCUCCUCUUUGGGGAGCCAUUCUCUACAAUGGGUUUACAUACUUCCAAGUGAUACGGAUGCUCAGAAAUGCUAGACGUAUGGCAGUUGGAAUGUCAGACCGAGUCGAUCAAUUCGAUAAUAGAGCAGAGCUAAAGGUGUUGAACCGAUGGGGAUACUAUCCACUCAUUCUAAUAGGAUCAUGGGCAUUCGGCACUAUUAACCGUAUUCAUGAUUUCAUCGAGCCAGGCCAUAAGAUCUUCUGGCUCUCAGUUCUGGACGUUGGGACAGCUGCACUAAUGGGCUUGUUCAAUUCAAUAGCCUAUGGUUUCAACAGCUCAGUGCGCCGAGCAAUCCAUGAAAGACUAGAACUAUUUUUGCCGGAACGGCUAUAUCGAUGGCUUCCUAGCAAUUUCAGACCUAAAAACCAUCUGAUUCUACAUCAGCAACAACAACAGCGAAGUGAAAUGGUCUCACUCAAGACCGAGGACCAGCAAUGACACUAACUUUUCAAAGAUGUAUUUCAUGGACCAAUAACAAGAAAGCGUCGUAUGAUAAUAGCAUUUGGAUGGAGACUGAUAUGGUGAAGGAGGAUGCACAACAGGUCGUCAAUGUGUAUAGGAAUCAUUCUUUGGGAACACGAACUUGACAAUCUUUAUUUUUUUGUAUGAAAAAUCAUUGUGAGGUCUUUUGAUCUUGAUUUGAAGUUACUGAACUUGCAUGAAAAUGUUGGAGAGUUUAGUUACAAAGAUCUUAUCCACAACAAGCAUAUACACAUGAGAAUACAAGGCAUGUACACGUUACAUCAUCUCCACAGCUAAUGCAUUUACUUACAACAA
Camelina sativa (false flax) is the source of this 1524-nucleotide messenger RNA. RefSeq names its product G protein-coupled receptor 1. The record is from RefSeq and is a predicted model, not a curated record. Gene Ontology annotation, cellular component: plasma membrane. Gene Ontology annotation, molecular function: G protein-coupled receptor activity. Gene Ontology annotation, biological process: cell surface receptor signaling pathway; adenylate cyclase-activating G protein-coupled receptor signaling pathway. Lineage: Eukaryota; Viridiplantae; Streptophyta; Magnoliopsida; Brassicales; Brassicaceae.